CCCAACAUUUUGCUGUGGUGAAGCAGUAACGAUGAGCAAGCUUUCGAGCGACGUUCUCCGCGAGAGCGUCUCCAAUGUGGUGGAGGGGUCUAAGGCCAAGCCCCGCAAGUUCCUGGAGACGAUUGAGUUGCAGAUCGGUCUGAAGAACUAUGACCCGCAGAAGGACAAGCGUUUCAGCGGCUCUGUCAAGCUGCCAUUCGUGCCUCGCCCGCGCAUGAAGGUUUGCGUGCUCGGUGAUGUGAAGCAUUGCGAGCAGGCCGGCGCUAUUGGUGUGGAUGCCAAGGGUGUGGAGGACCUGAAGAAGCUGAACAAGAACAAGAAGUUGGUGAAGAAGCUGGCCCAGGGCUACCACGCUUUCCUGGCUUCUGACUCUGUCAUCAAGAUGAUUCCGCGUCUUCUGGGCCCCGGUCUUAACAAGGCCGGCAAGUUCCCGGCUCCUAUCAAUAAGAACCUGGAGGAGAUGGUGAACGAGACCAAGUGCAGCAUCAAGUUCCAGCUGAAGAAGGUGCUGUGCAUGGGUGUCGCUGUCGCCAACGUGGGCAUGACCGAGGGCGAGAUCCGCACCAACAUCAUGUACGCUGUGAACUUCCUGGUCUCGCUGCUGAAGAAGAACUGGCAGAACGUGCGCUGCUUGUACAUCAAGUCUACGAUGGGCAAGCCGAUCCGCAUUUACUAAAAUGCAGCUGAUGCUGCGUGGAGCUGUUGGGUACUGAGUUGGGUGCUGCCGGAUGUGCUGGCCACACGCCCGGUCUAACGACGUGCUCGGCGCUUUCGUUUCCUUCCACCACUUUGUUGAUGACUCUUCGCACGAACAUUACCAAGUACCGUGGCUUCCACGGCGGUUACAUUGGGAGCUCAUUUUCGGCUUGUACGUUCGUAGCGUGCUUUGCCGCGUCUGGAUUAUGUACCUCCGCAUCAGCGUCAUGGUUUGUAAUUCCCUGCGUGGUAAAAAAUGAACUCGUGUUGCCUAAGGAUGCUUUUGAAUAGUGUGCAGCGGCCUCAACUUCACCAAGCGCAUUUAAAACCAAGGGGUGAAGGAAAACUCGACAACGGGCCCCUGUUAAGAGGGCUUUCAUUGCGGAAGUUAUGAAACCACACCGUGCAAUGAUGCUCGAUAGCCACUAUGAAUGAGCUAUGUAGCCAGCAGGGUUGCAGUACGUGAUUGCACAUGCGUGGUUGUUGUUGGGCCUCGACUGUUAAAGACAGCCCAGAUAACGACAGCCCAAUUGAAAGCGAGUCGCGCUAAAGUGGGCAAUGAGGAGUAACGUCUACAUAAAAUCCGUACGCAAGUACGGAAGUUCAUGCACGGCCGUACGCACAUGUUUGUCUAUGCUACUGUCGGAUGAAGGGACACUCCUUUCACAGACGUGGUGGGGAAGAGUUCCAUUAAUGUGGCUUACCCAAGCUGUCGUGCAACUAGUACCCAAACAUGCCCUCGCUCAUGUUCAGGCUGGAAUAUUUGUGUGUGUGUGUUACAUGGUUGGGGGUGCGCGACCCCAUACCUGUAAGACUACCCAUACG
This is a messenger RNA of Volvox carteri f. nagariensis, 1521 nucleotides long. It is a transcript of the gene rpl10A, whose product is annotated as component of cytosolic 80S ribosome and 60S large subunit. Gene Ontology annotation, molecular function: RNA binding; structural constituent of ribosome. The record is from RefSeq and is a predicted model, not a curated record. Bases 32 to 676 code for a protein of 214 amino acids. The transcript is spliced from 4 exons. Gene Ontology annotation, biological process: translation. NCBI's taxonomy places the organism in Eukaryota, Viridiplantae, Chlorophyta, Chlorophyceae, Chlamydomonadales, Volvocaceae. Gene Ontology annotation, cellular component: large ribosomal subunit.